This is a messenger RNA of Paramormyrops kingsleyae, 2424 nucleotides long. RefSeq lists its product as uncharacterized. The record is from RefSeq and is a predicted model, not a curated record. Lineage: Eukaryota; Metazoa; Chordata; Actinopteri; Osteoglossiformes; Mormyridae.
GUCUUCAGUAACAUUUCCCUGAAUGUCUCAACAAAACUAUAUGACGGACACGCAGUCUGUAUUGCUGUCCAUGCUGGCGAGAAUGAAGAUCAACUCAGCGGAAGCCACACAGAGCCAGCAACCACAAAAACAGCAGUGCACUUUUCCCACAGGCGGAAACUUGGGUAAAUACGGCCCAGUUCUGACAGCAUGUGCCACUAACACAGGUGAGCAAAGUCCAGUUACCUCUGGCGAUGUAACCAAAUCAGUGGAACAUACCAAACAGUGGGCUCAUGGGGGGAGAAGUAACAGAGAUUUAAGUCUGAAAUUUGAAGUUCCGUCACUGGAUUGUUCUAGAAAGUCUGCCUUCACUAAUCAGGAUGAGAACUCUGCCGUUAUUAUUCCCAAAUGGAAACGGAUACAGAUGUUCCCCUGUUCUGAAGCUCCGGAUCACAUUCCUCCCAUGAGGGAUGCUGAAAAUGAAAUGACUCCGACAGCUAUAUGUACCCCGGCUAUAAGAGAGCGGGAGUCUCUCUGCAUGGAAAUUGCAGGCUCACAGGAAGUCACAAAUCAAACAUAUCCUCCACAAUGGGACAUUAACCAACAAAAGAAACACGGUGAUCAAAGUUCUGGAGUAUUGAGAGACACUGUCAGGGUUGGGGGGCCUUCACCUUUGGCAGCUUCCUACCCGGGGGGUGCUGGAACUCUUAAUUUUGCAGAGUUGAAAGGCACAGGUGGGAAAGGUCAUCUCAUUCCCACACAAAAUGUGAUAAGACAGAAACAGCAAUCUAUGGAUGUCACAGUACACAAUACUAGUACUGGCUCUACUAGUUUGAAUCCAGAGAAGUACUCAGAAAACUAUUUGGCUUCUGAUCCUGACUUAUGGAAUAAAAUCAAAUGGGACAGGUCAGUUCGGAACGCAAGAGAUGACAAUUUCACAAGUGCCCCAGAAUUUUGGAAGCUGGACACCGUUCCAACACACGACUCUGGAACGGGGAAGAAAAAGAGGAAAUGGAUCAAUGGGAAAACACUGCGAUGGGCCCAGAAAAUAAGGCAGAGCUGGAAGGAAAGACAAGUCACCGUGAAGGAAGGAGAACAGGGAGCGAGCUGCCAGUUGAGGGAAGGAAAAACAGACGAUCAGGUGGCACAGAAUGUAAAACAUCCAGUUCAAGGAUCAAGCAGAGCUGACAUUUUCAAUGACAUUCACGUGGGAAGGGAGGAGACUAUCUGUCAGAAAGAUCUUAGCGGACAGGUCAACAUGUCCAUUCCCAAUCAGGAGCCGGCAGCUUUUGGGAGGGGGUUAAAUGACUUUCAGUUCAACUUUAGCCCCAUAAACUUCGCGGAUGAAAUCUUCGCGAGUGAGCACUGGUCCAAAUUCUCGUCCCAUGAAGAAAGACUGAGUUCCAUGAAAGCUUCAAGUCCAUCUGAUCCGAAGAUGCCAUCCUGGAUUCGGGAGAACGUUCACAAUGGUGAAAUGAAGAUGACGGAAAAGCAAGCAAACCAAUCAGGGUUCAGAACACAUGAUGACAGUCCAGUAAAAAAGAGCAGUACACAGGAAAAUACUUUUGGGGUUUCACCUCUUGUUGUGCCAGUCAAUGAUGGGAAUGGAAACGAAGUAAACAAGGCAAUGUCAGAAGUCUGGAGUUCAGCUCCAUCAUGCUUUGAACAAGACCAAGAAGAAUCAAAGGAGGCGAUACCAAGCAACCUUUCUUUUGAUGUCUUACAGCCAGUCAAAGUCCUGGAUAAUUCUGCCCUGAUGAGUCGGGUCUAUCUCAACCGGAAGAGGCUGCACCUCACACGGGAACAAAGCAUUAGCAAUGAAGAGGAGGAGCACUUGGUGUUCAGGGACUCCACAGGGUCGCCACAUGAAGGUUCCACAUCAGAGAUGCAGACAGUGGAGUCGCAGAAUCAGGACUCUGAUGUCUGUUCAUGUCUUGAAACCGUCGCCAAAAAGAGAAAGUUGCGGGACCCCACAGAGGACACCCGUCACGUCCACUUUGCCGAGGUGCUGGUGACAGACAUUCCCUCCCUGCCAUACUAUGAGACACGGGACGUGUCCCUCCCCAAGUGGAUUGUGGCCAUGAAGAAGAAGAGCAGGAGGAGAAAUAACAGAUCACUCCAGGAUGCUUUUCAUGAUUUCUAACGUGGUUAAGAACGCAGCCAUAAGUCAUUAAUUCUGCUGUGCUACUGUAUGCCACGUAAUUUUUCUCUUUGUUGCAAAUUUGAAGUGCAUAUGAGGAGCUGAAAUAACCAAUGAUUGCAUGAUUAGAUGUUUUCGUCUACCACAUACAGGACUGAGUUGAAAUACAGCGCUGCACAAAACUCUCAGGAAGUUUAAAGCUAUUUAUCUGGGUAGUAAAUGUAUAUUUGUUCAGAACAAAAAUAGAAUUUAACAUAAGAGCUUAUGAAAAUGAAGAGUAACACAAUAAAAACUAACAGGAAUUU